This is a messenger RNA of Parathielavia appendiculata, 2018 nucleotides long. Its product is annotated as WD40 repeat-like protein. Gene Ontology annotation, cellular component: small-subunit processome. Lineage: Eukaryota; Fungi; Ascomycota; Sordariomycetes; Sordariales; Chaetomiaceae. Bases 88 to 1899 code for a protein of 603 amino acids. The record is from RefSeq and is a predicted model, not a curated record. Gene Ontology annotation, molecular function: protein binding; U3 snoRNA binding. The transcript has a single exon.
UGAAGCAGCUGCCUCACGCAAAGGCAAAAGUCAGCGACAGCGCAGACAGGCCCGACAGCCAACUCCCACCGGCCGCACCCAGCCACAAUGUCGUCCUUUUUCACGGCACCCGAGGCCCAAAAGAAGAGGAAACGUCCAGCAGUGACGGAGGCACCGAAAAAACGGCUUGCAGCGACAAAAACAGCCCCCAAGCCUGCAAGCAAGGGCGCCGCGAAACCCGCCGCUGCCCCCAAGACGAAGGCCAUUGAGCGAGACGAGUCGAUAUCCGGCAGCGAUCUUGAGAGCGACGAGAGCGGAGAUGAUGUCCAGGACCGGAGCGGCUCUGAGGCUGGUUCAGACCAGUCGGAUCGAGAAGGAGAGACGGCGGCCGAGAAGCGCUUGAGGUUGGCCCAGCGCUAUCUGGAAAAGGCGCGGAAGGAGGUAGAAUUGGAGGACGAGUACGCCUUUGAUGCCGAGGAGAUUGACCGAGACUUGCUCGCGGAGCGGCUACAAGAGGACGUGGCCGAGUCGAAGGGUAAGGUCUACCGUCGGCUUGCCUCAGAGCUUAAUUUUGGGGAAGCAUCACAUACCCAGUUCCGCUGGAAUUCGGGCUCGGUGACGUCGGUGGCCGUGUGCGCUCCAUACGCCUACACGACAACCAAGGACGGUUAUCUUACGAAGUGGAAGUUGCAAGAUCUGCCUAAGAACCAGUGGCCUCAAGCGACACGGAGGAAAUCCAAGAAACCCCCUGCACCGCCCAAGAGGCGACCUGAGAGGAUAUGCUUCGCCAAAGCCAACCCAAGCAAAACCAAAGAUAAGACUUACCAAGGCCACACGGGAGCUCCCAUCGCCGUCAAGGCCUCUCAAGACGGCAAGUACGUUGUGACGGGCGGUGUCGACCGCCGUCUCGUCGUUUACAAUGCCGCCGAUCUUAAACCCAUCCGCGCCUUCACCCAACAUCGCGACGCCGUAACAGGCCUUGCCUUCCGCCGCGGCACGAACCAGCUCUUCUCCUGCUCUAAAGACCGCACCGUCAAAGUCUGGUCGCUUGACGAGCUAGCCUACGUCGAGACCCUUUUUGGCCACCAAGACGAGAUCCUCGACAUUGACGCCCUUGCCCAAGAGCGCUGCGUCAGCGUCGGCGCGCGCGACCGUACCGCCCGGUACUGGAAAGUCCCCGAGGAAUCCCAACUAGUUUUCCGCGGCGGCGGUGGCGAAAGCGGUAGCAGCAAGAAGCACAAACUCCCGCCCAAUAUCGACCCCGCCUCCGCAGCGCACGAGGGGAGCAUGGACCGCGUCGCCAUGAUUGACGACGAAAUUUUUGUCACGGGCAGCGACAACGGCGACCUCUCGUUGUGGAGCAUCCAGCGCAAGAAGGCGCUGCACGUGGUGCCCCGCGCACACGGCAUCGAUCCGCCCCUCAAGCCGUCCGAGGCGUCGGCGGACGAGGUCCCCGACCCCAAGGUUGUCCCCGCGCCGCAGCCGAGAGGCGUCACCGCGCUGCGGACAAUCCCCUACUCGGACCUCAUUCUGAGCGGCAGCUGGGACGGCUGCAUCCGCGUGUGGAGAUUGAGUGAGGAUAAGAAAAAGAUUGAAGCUGUUGGUGUGCUAGGCGGCGCUUCAUUGCCAACAGUUACAGCAAACGGGAUACAGUCGGAAGAUUCAGGCGGUCGAGGUCAGUACCGAGACUUAGUCCGCGGUAUAGUUAACGACAUCGCCAUCUUCGAGCGUGGAGAGAGGGGUCGGGAUGGGCUGUGCGUCGUGGCCGUCACAGGCAAGGAGAUGCGGCUGGGCAGGUGGAAGGUUUUGAAGGAAGGGCGAUGCGGCGCCGUCAUCUUUGAGGUGCCCAAGGUGGCGCCUAAAAAGCAGGAUGGCGCAGAGCUGAACGGGACAUCGGCGGGGUCAGAAGGCGAGGAGUAAUGGAAGUAGUGUAUUCCGUAGGACAGGCACAGAUUUGUUGUGGACUAUACCCUAGGGGGCAGGCAGGAAUUGUCACGCUUCUCAGUCAGAUGUGCAUCAAUUUGCGGAAUAGAACCUGC